Molecule: messenger RNA, 1836 nt
Organism: Cyclocybe aegerita
Lineage: Eukaryota; Fungi; Basidiomycota; Agaricomycetes; Agaricales; Hemipholiotaceae
Source: the annotation of a GenBank genome assembly
AUGGCGGUCCAGGAGUCAAAGGAGGCAGGGGUACGUGUAAAGGCGGCACGCUCGGAACGUAGGAAGACAGUAAAGGACUUACAACAGGAGGAGUCAGCUAACAGUGCCAAUGCCCAGGAGGAUGCCGCCAUCGAGGAACUUUGCGACGCCUUCAACAAAAUUGGCAUUGACGCUCAUCAAAACCUUGGUUCCGAGGAGAUAAAAGAUCGAAUCCUAGCAGCAAUCACAGAACACACGAUCAUCAAUCCGAGGAAUGUUGAGUUCGCAGAUGACCCAAAGGACUGGCAUGAAGCCCAAUCAUCCCCUCACGCUUCACAAUGGGAGGCAGCGUACCACGACGAACUGAAGUCCCUCAAAGACCGUGGCGUUUACACCCUCGUACCUCGCCAAUCCGUCCCAACAGGCACAAAAGUCCGAAAAUGUCGACCCAUCUUCAAAAUCAAACGGAACGAGGACGGACAAAUCGACCGCUUCAAAGUCAGAGUUGUAUUCAAAGGCUUUGAACAGAUCUACGGGAAGGACUACACGAGUACUACCUCACCUACAGCGCGCAUGGAAUCGUGGCGAAUCCUUCUCCAUAUUGGCGCCAGCCUCAAUUGGGAUGCUAGACAGAUUGACGUAAAAACUGCCUUCUUGUACGGCCUUCUCCCUGAUGAUGAAACCCAAUAUAUGGAACAACCAGAAGGAUUUGAGGAGCCAGAGAAGAAGGAUUGGGUCUGGAAAUUGCAGCGAGGGCUAUACGGUAUGAAGCAAAGUGGGCGCAUUUGGAACCAGACAAUGAACGACGCGAUGAUCGGGUGGGGCUUCACCAAGCUAACGAGCGAGCCGUGCAUUUACUAUCGAAAGACCGACACCGGUACGAUAAUUGCCACCGUCCACGUUGACGAUUUCCUUUCUAUCGCAGACUCCACACGCGAAAACGAUACCUUCGAGAUACAAAUGCAGGGCUUAUGGGAAAUUUCGAGCAGACCAGUAAAGUUCUGUGUCGGGAUUGCGAUCAACCGAAAUCUUCAGGACAAUACGGUGUGUCUCUCUCAGACUGCACUAAUUGACAAGGUCGUCUCGCAGUUCGGUCAAUCCGACGCCCAUCCAAUCUCGACCCCCAUGGACCCUGGCCUAAAACUCCGUCGCCCUGACCCCAAAGACAUCACACCGACCGAACGCACUCAGCUCAACAAACUUCCCUACCGCUCCUUAGUAGGAUGUCUCAUCUACCUAGCCAUCGGCACUCGCCCCGACAUAUUGUACGCUGUCCAACAAUUGUCUCAAUUCCUCGACUGCUACACGUACGCACACUGGACCGCUGCUACACGCGUAGUAAGGUACCUUAAGGGAACGCGAUCUCUAGCUCUUCGCCUCGGAGGAAAAGGCUCCAUUCGACUCCUCGGCUUCACCGAUUCCGAUUGGGCAAACUGCUUAGACACUCGUCGAAGCGUCGGUGGAUAUGGGUUCACACUCGGGUCCGGGGUAAUUUCGUGGACCUCCAAGAAACAAUCCACGAUUGCCACUUCUACGUGCCAAGCAGAAUAUAUGGCAGCCUUCGACGCAUCGAAGGAAGCCAUGUUCCUACGCAACCUUCUCUCCGAAGUCAACUUUGCACCCAACCAACCCACAACUAUCCUCUGUGAUAACAAUGCCGCUAUCAUCAUUUCCGAGGACCCUCUCCAUCACAACCGCACCAAACACUUCGACAUUCGCUACCUACGGGAACAUGUUCAGACACACGACAUUUCCUUGGCAUAUAUCAAUACUAAAGACAACCUCGCCGACAUCUUCACAAAAGCGUUACCUACCCAACAAUUCAUUCGCCUGCGCUCUUUCCUCGGUCUGGUUUGA